Epithele typhae is the source of this 543-nucleotide messenger RNA. RefSeq lists its product as uncharacterized. Lineage: Eukaryota; Fungi; Basidiomycota; Agaricomycetes; Polyporales; Epitheliaceae. Bases 1 to 543 code for a protein of 180 amino acids. The record is from RefSeq and is a predicted model, not a curated record. The transcript is spliced from 3 exons.
AUGUCCCACAAACCCGCUGAGAAGGCGGAGGAGCCCGGGCUCGAUGAGCGGCAGGAAGAGGAGGAGGAAAGCGACGAGUACGACGUCGAGGACGACGACGACGACGGUGAGGGCGAAGAUGAGGGCGAGGAGGACGAAGACGAGGAAGACGAGACCGAGGCAGUGGUGCGUGUUGCGCUCGCGGCCGCCGUCUUCGCGAUGGGAGUCUGCAUAUUCACGUCGGCCCGCGUCACGCAGCCGCACAACCCUGCAGCCCAGCAGGCGAGCCUGACCGCGAUGCUCCUUGGCGCACAGGCGCUCCGGGCCGCGAAUGGGGACUACGAGGAAGACGACGAGGACGACGGGGAGUACGAGGAUGCGCCGGUGGGCAUGAGCGCGACGUCGUCCGUCGCGGGCGCGAAGCGGAGCCGGGAGGAGGAUGAGGACGUCGAGGCGGGGCUCGCGGGCGAAGACGGUGCGCUCGAGGCGGCGGAGGAGGGCGUGGCGAAGAAGGCGCGGACCAUCGCGGCGGCGGACGAGGACGAGGGGGCGGACGAGGUUUGA